UUUGGCCGCCGGCAGAGUCAAAAGAACGGCGAUGUUUAUAGCUCAACAGGUUUUAUUUUGUUUUUUUAAUAUUUUUUAUUUUUAAGUUGAAAAUAAAGCGGGGACGGCCUGUGACUUGUCGGACCGUUUCGGGGCGCCCUCAAGCGAGCCCACGGCCGGGAGGUAACGCGCGAUAUAUGCUGUUUGCGUCCGCUUUCGUUUGUUUACAAAACAAUUCACCAGGAAUCGAAAGGUGCGAAGGGAGAGACGUCCUGUCGGGGGGGCCGGUCGCUGAGAUGAGAUCGGAUAAUGGACCUCAACUGUCCGGGUUCGAGCGACUCGUUGAAGAAUGAAGACGCUCAGGGGCACCAGCAACAACAGCAACAUCAACAGCAGCAGGAGAAGGUCGGAUGCGGGAUACAGCUCAGGACGAGCGCCAGGGUCUCGAAAAAGCUCCGUCUCGACCAGGAGGCACUCGCCGCGGCCAACGACUGCAAAAAAGAUGACAAACGUGAAGAAGAGAUCAAAGAGGAUGUCGCAGAAGAGAAGCCGAGGGCGAGGAGAGCGCCCGUACUCUGGUCACCUGAUGACAAGGCUGCAUUCUUUGAAGCGUUGAACGAGCACGGGAAGAACUUCGACGCCAUCGAGAAAUAUAUGCUGAGCCGAGCGAAAAAGCGCGGUGACCAUUCGGCGAAGAACCGAGACCGCGCACGCCACUUCUACUACCGCACUUGGCACAAGAUCAGCAAGCAUGUACACUUCCCUGAAAGCGUUAAAAAGGUGACGCAGGAGCUGUACGCAUUGAUCAACUUCGGCGAGCUGCGCAAGAAGGUCGGCUACGUUACGGAAAAGAAUGCCCAGAAGUUCAAUGAGCUCAUAUACUCUGGCUGUACGCAAGUCCGGGUACGAGGAAAGGCCUGGAGGGUGAAAACGCCUGUAUGCCGAGCUCUGCGCAAAUUGAACCAAUUCGAAGAUGAUUGCGAGGAGGUCCGCCUGCCGUCAAGAGUUGAGGUUUUGAUAACACCGCGUUCGAACCGCGACUCGGCUCAUGUCCAGGCAUUGGCACACAACCCGAGGGUCAGAACGACGCUUUCACUUGAUACGACUGUCGAUUCUCUGAGGGAGUUCCUGCAGUCACGCUGGUGGUCGGGAAAGGAGGUUUUGAAGAUCGGUCCAAAGAAGGAAGCCUUGCCGGUCCAGGCGAGCUACAAGUGUGGCCAGGUCGUGACAAGCAGUUCGGUAUCAUUGCUAGCCCACGAGCAGCGCCUGGGCGGGAACGAUGCGUACGAGCACCUCAAGGCACUCCUCUCUCAGCUCCAGAUCGGCAAGACGAAGAGCAUGCUCAAGUGGCAGCGAGACGGGCCACACACAGAUCCGAGGCUCAACUCAGACGUCGUAGACCCCAAUGGGCUCGAUGAGCAGCCGGUCGCCUCUGAGGGUAGUGUUACUAGGACAAGGAUAGGCCAGCUUUAUAUAACGUAUGGGAGCAAGGGAGUCUUGGAGCUUGAGUACUGGUGGGAGCAGGCGGGCGACGAGGAGUCUGAAUUUGCCAAGGCACUCCAGAAACUCGUCUCUAUCGCAAAACUUUACCACCUUAAAAUUAAAGUCGAGUGUCCUUGUGGACAUAUUUGUAAAAAUAACGUAAAGCCGACCACAAAUAUACAGGCAAAAGCGUCAAAGCAGAUCAGGGCUGCCAAAUCUGCUAAACCGGAGCAGCGAGAGAACAAGGUGCUUUGCUUUAAGCAACCUUUGCUUCCUGCUCCUUCGAACAGCACCCAGAAUGUGAGCAAGGGUGCACCGGACGGUUUUGCAGCACUUCAGUUCUUCAGGUCCAAGUAUUGCAACAGAAGAGGCCGUUCGAGACAGCGUUCUGUCGUUGUACAACGCAUGCUGCCUCUCCUGCCCAAGACGACACUUCCGCUUGUAGUUACGUUGCAGACCAUGCAGCCCAAUCCGACAAAAACGUACACCCCGCCUAUCGUCAUCAACCCGAAUCCAGUUGUAGGGGAAGAGCCAGGCCAGUUUCAAAUGGUCCAGCAGUCUGUGGCGCCUGGACUGAUUGGAUCGACGCAGCCCUUCCAGCCGGUCGCCGAAGUCACGCCUCCAGUACAAAAGGAUACAGACGUUUCACCUGUUUCAGAAGCACCCGCUGACAUUAAUACCCCAGGGACUUCGAAUACAUUUAAAGGCAUACUAAGCGGUGGAGAUCAAAAUGAGGCGAUAUUGGACAACGUGGAAAUGUUUGAUGUCUCUGCACCAACGAGCCCGUCUCUCCUUUUAAAAGACGAAGAAGGACAAUGGCUUAAUUCCGAGGUUGCUGAUUUUUCAUUAAGCAGUUUCUUAGGCCACCUUGAGUCGCCUUUGAAGUCGAACGGACUUGCUGGAACCGAGGACACGCACAUGUCGACUGAUGUUGAUUCCCACUUCCAGAGCCUCAUGGCUGAGUCAAGCCUUGACUACACGGCCAAGUUUGCUGACCUUGCUGCAAAAAUAGUCGGCAACUCGGCCGUACAGAACUUGCCCUCCGACCCGCCUUAGCUGACGACAUAUAUUCUCCCCCUCCCAAUAGUCUUUUCUUUUAAUUUUUAAUAUAUUUAUUAUAUUUAUAUCAUGGGAUUCAUUGUAGGAGGAAUAAUAAAGCAGUGAAAUAAUCAAAGGAAGAUUGGAGGUACUUGUACUUCUGGAACCGCUAGCUGUUGGUAAAAGCGAAAAAGCAUGUGAAUUCACACUUGUCCACUGUCAGCCAUCAUAAAUAACAAAAUUAAUCCUCAUCCUACCGUUAUAAAAUCAUCCAACUUUAACUUAGUUUUUUUUGUAAUUUAUUUUUUAAUGUUGCCCAUCAAUUUUGUUUAUAUAUUUGUUAAUCAACUUAUCAUUCUGUUGUUAUUCUUGACUUACAAUUUUGUUCCUGACAACUCAUGCAAUUCGAUUCAGUCAUGAGUACUUACACACAUUUACAUAUGUAUACAUUCACACUACAAUAUACAUAUGAGAACAAAAAUAUAUAAUAAAUUGUAUAUUAUUAGAUGUUGUUUAUAGUUUGUAAAUUUUUAUAUUAAA
This is a messenger RNA of Cimex lectularius (bed bug), 3039 nucleotides long. RefSeq lists its product as uncharacterized. NCBI's taxonomy places the organism in Eukaryota, Metazoa, Arthropoda, Insecta, Hemiptera, Cimicidae. The coding region runs from base 289 to 2517 and encodes 742 amino acids. Gene Ontology annotation, cellular component: nucleus. Gene Ontology annotation, biological process: pattern specification process. The transcript is spliced from 11 exons. Gene Ontology annotation, molecular function: chromatin binding. The record is from RefSeq and is a predicted model, not a curated record.